UCUUGGAGAAGAUAUACCAUCGCUUUAAGCGGCCCAUGAUGCAACUUUUGACACUAGAGAUCCUUGCUUUGUAAUAGUUUAAGAGCCAAAUGCCACCUGAUAAGCAUGGGUUUGUAGAUGCUAAUAUAUAUAUUACGGUGCAAUUGAUCGAGUGACAGACACCACCUUCAAAGCCACUACUGUCGUCCCACUCUACUUUAGUUUUGUCCAUAUUGCCUUGCUUUGCUCAAAGGUGCUGAAUCACCGUGUCCUUCAUGGCCCAGCCAAAAAGUCUAUAGAAGAGCCACUCCUUUGAUCGGUGGCAACUCCAAGCGCUUGGAGAUCAGCCAUCUGGCUUUCACCAUGAAAGUUCCUCCUUUCCCACUUCACCUCCUCCAUCUCCUGCCGGUUGCUGCUGCGCUUGCAUUUGCAGGAUCUGAAGCUGCCAAGGUUCCGGCGAUCUACGUCUUCGGUGACUCGACAGCCGACGUCGGCAACAACAACUACUUGCCGGGGAGCAACGCCAAGGCCAACUUCCCCCACAACGGCGUCGACUUCCCUUUCUCGAGGCCCACAGGGAGGUUCAGCAAUGGCUACAAUGGUAUUGACUUCUUAGCCAACCAUAUGGGCUUCAGGAGGAGCCCUCCACCAUUCCUCUCCCUUACAAAUAAGACCAAUCACCAAAUCUUGAGAGGACUAAAAGGUGUAAAUUUUGCUUCGGGAGGAUCAGGAAUUCUGGACUCGACUGGAAGCACCAUUACCAUGACAAAGCAAAUUCAAUAUUUCUCUACGAUACGAUCGAAUAUUGUGGCACAAAUUGCUUCUGAGCCUACGUAUCGUUUGCUGUCUAAAUCUAUCUUCCUUAUCAGCAGCGGUGGCAAUGACAUAUUUGCCUAUUUUACGAAAAACAGCUCUCCGAAUGCUACCGAGAAAGUUCGAUUUAUUGGUGCUCUUGUCUCAGAGUAUGAGAACCAUCUAAAGGCAUUGUAUGUUCUCGGAGCAAGGAAAUUUGGGAUAGUUGAUGUCCCACCGAUCGGAUGCUGCCCAUAUCCAAGAAGCCUAAAUCCUACAGGGGGCUGCCUGGACAUCUUGAAUGAAAUGUCUGUGGGGUUCAACGAAGCUGUGAAGUUGCUGAUGCACAGACUUAGCUCAACAUUGAAAGGGAUGAAGUACUCUGUUGGAAGUUCUUAUGCGGUGGUGUCUGGCAUAAUAAGAAACCCUGCAGCACUUGGUUACAAGGAGAUCAAAACUGCAUGCUGUGGAGCAGGAAAAUUUAAUGGCGAAUCAGGAUGCACCCCAAAUGCUACCUACUGCUCCGAACGCCAUCGUUACCUGUUCUGGGACCUCUUGCAUCCAACACAUGCAACAUCCAAGCUCGCAGGAGUGGCCAUCUACUAUGGAUCUCAACGAUUUGCCAGUCCAAUCAAUUUUAGGCAGUUGGUGGUGGAUGUGAAUCUUCUUGCCCGGUGCGCCAAAGGCCAACUUCCUUAUGGAAUCGACUAUCCCGGUAGAACUCCGACCGGCAGGUUCACCAAUGGCUUCAACUCCGUCGACUACGUAGCCCAAGCCAUGGGGCUUGCGACGAGCCCCCCACCGUUCCUCGCUGCCUCCAGCGUCGUGCAGAUGACGAAAGGCGUGAAUUUUGCGUCGGCCGGAGCAGGAAUCCUCGACAGCACAGGCCGAGGUGUCAUCUCCAUGUCGGCACAGAUCAGGGAUUUCGAGAGGGUUGGUGCGGAGCUAAGAGCGAGAAUGGGAAACCAGACCGCUUCCGCCUUCUUGGCCGAGUCUCUCUUCUUCUUCAGGGUAGGGAGCAAUGACCUCUUUCUCCAGUCUUCCUCCGGCCGUCCCAAGGAUCAAAUCGUCGCCACCGUCAUCAGCAAGUUCAGAGAUCAACUCAAGACACUAUACGAUCUCGGAGCGCGCAAGUUUGCAGUCAUAGGAACGGGAUUGAUCGGAUGUACGCCGGACCGUAGGAGCUCGACUCCUUCAGGGGACUGCAACGGGGAUCUAAAUGAUCUCUCUCUGCGCUUCAAAACUGCGACCAAGGCUCUGCUGGAGGAGCUCAGCAUCUCUUUACAGGGAUUCAAGUACUCCUUUGGGGAUCUGUACGAGAUUACUGCUCGAGUCUUCUCCAACCCCCUCGCCUUCGGGUUCACGGAGGUGAAAGCUGCAUGCUGCUCGCCAUGCACGGCGAGCUCCACAUACUGCAGAGACCGCGGGCAGUACUUCUUCUGGGAUGGCGUUCACUCCACCCAAGCCGCAUACAAAGUGACAGUUGAAAUGUCAUUUCGGGGGACGCCAUUGUUUGCCAGCCCCAUCAACAUGGAGACGUUGGUGAACACAACUUGAGCAAUGGGAUGCAUAUUGCAGAGUGCUCUGCAUGAUCUGAACACAAUCAUGGCUUCUGAAUCGUACUCUUCUUUCAAUAAAAGGAUCCUAAAUUGCUUAUCUGUGAA
Musa acuminata subsp. malaccensis (wild Malaysian banana) is the source of this 2435-nucleotide messenger RNA. Lineage: Eukaryota; Viridiplantae; Streptophyta; Magnoliopsida; Zingiberales; Musaceae. The record is from RefSeq and is a predicted model, not a curated record.